Mustela lutreola (European mink) is the source of this 736-nucleotide messenger RNA. It is a transcript of the gene RASL11A, whose product is annotated as RAS like family 11 member A. The record is from RefSeq and is a predicted model, not a curated record. The transcript has a single exon. The coding region runs from base 1 to 558 and encodes 185 amino acids. Gene Ontology annotation, molecular function: GTP binding; GTPase activity. Lineage: Eukaryota; Metazoa; Chordata; Mammalia; Carnivora; Mustelidae.
AUGCGUUUUUACAAGCAUUUUUCUGAUGUUAUUUUGAGUCCUCUCCCACUGAGGGCUUCCUUGAUCCAGACUCAUUUUGAUCUUUCUCAGGUCCAAGACAACCUGAUCCAAAUAGUUGAUUCCCUGUCCAAGUGCAUGCAGUGGGCAGAGGGCUUUCUGCUGGUCUACUCCAUCACAGACUACGACAGCUACCAGUCCAUCUGCCCCCUUUACCACCACAUCCGGAAGGUCCACCCUGACUCUAGGGCCCCUGUCAUCAUCGUGGGCAACAAGGGAGACCUUCUCCAUGCCCGUCAGGUGCAAACGCAUGAUGGCAUUCAACUGGCCAAUGAACUGGGCAGCCUGUUCCUUGAAAUUUCCACCAGUGAAAACUAUGAGGAUGUCUGUGAUGUGUUUCAGCAUCUCUGUAAAGAGGUGAGCAAGCUGCACAGCCUCAGCGGGGAGAGGAGGAGGGCCUCCAUCAUUCCCCGGCCGCGCUCUCCCAACAUGCAAGACCUCAAGAGGCGCUUCAAACAGGCUCUGUCUUCCAAAGUGAAAUCCCCCUCUGCACUGGGGUAAACCCAUCUCACACCAACUUGCCUCCUUUUUACUGUGCAUUUGUGCAGCUGAAAAGGACAGAGCACCUCCCUUUUUAAUUGCACAUUCAAAGUUUAUUUUUAUACAGACUAUUGGUUUCCAAGUAUACAUGUAUUUCUGAAAACCCAGUGAUUGCCUAGAAGUUGGUAGAGAUUUUUUU